AUGAAGCAGCUGUGCGAGAUGGUCAAAGAAGUCCUGAUGGAAGAAUCCAACAUACAACCUGUUUCUACCCCUGUCACGAUCUGCGGUGAUAUUCACGGUCAAUUUUAUGAUUUACUUGAGCUUUUCCGCGUUGCCGGUGGCAUGCCUGGCGAGACCAACGUUCAGUCGCCUCAAACUGCUACAACUGUCAUUAGAUCCGAAGAUCUUGAACCGCCAACUGAGAUUACCAACCCGAAGUUGAGGAAGAAGAUAAGAAAUGGCGAUGCUCCCAGUGCCGACGAUGAUGACGUUGAGGGUGACACCACAACGGAUCUGGCUGACCGUGGGAGCUCGCCGCCACCUUCUGAACAACAGAAUGAUGUCAAUGCGGUCUCACAACCUUCUGAUAAUCGAUUCGUUUUCCUCGGCGAUUUCGUCGAUCGCGGUUAUUUCAGUCUCGAAACGUUUACUCUUCUUAUGUGUUUGAAAGCGAAAUAUCCUGACAGAAUCGUUCUUGUUCGUGGAAACCAUGAAUCCCGCCAGAUCACGCAGGUCUAUGGGUUCUACGAAGAGUGCCAACAGAAGUACGGCAACGCCUCGGUCUGGAAAGCGUGCUGCCAAGUCUUUGAUUUUCUCGUUCUCGCGGCCAUUGUUGAUGGCACUGUCCUCUGUGUUCACGGUGGUCUUUCGCCCGAGAUUCGCACGAUCGACCAGAUCCGUGUAGUUGCUCGAGCACAGGAGAUCCCGCACGAGGGCGCCUUUUGCGAUCUUGUCUGGAGUGACCCCGAAGAUAUCGAAACUUGGGCGGUCAGUCCCCGUGGUGCCGGGUGGCUUUUCGGUGACAAAGUUGCAACUGAGUUUAACCACGUCAACGGCCUCAAGACGAUCGCUCGCGCUCACCAGCUCGUUAAUGAAGGCUACAAGUUCCAUUUCCCUGAGCAGUCCGUCGUCACUGUCUGGUCGGCGCCCAACUACUGCUACCGCUGCGGCAAUGUUGCAUCCAUCAUGACUGUCGACAGGGACCUGAACUCCAAGUUCAGCAUUUUCUCUGCCGUGCCCGACGAGUUCCGGCACACGCCUGGCGGUCGUCGCGGUCCCAGCGACUACUUCUUAUGA
This is a messenger RNA of Thyridium curvatum, 1095 nucleotides long. RefSeq lists its product as uncharacterized. The record is from RefSeq and is a predicted model, not a curated record. Gene Ontology annotation, molecular function: protein serine/threonine phosphatase activity. The coding region runs from base 1 to 1095 and encodes 364 amino acids. Lineage: Eukaryota; Fungi; Ascomycota; Sordariomycetes; Thyridiales; Thyridiaceae. The transcript has 4 exons. Gene Ontology annotation, cellular component: cytoplasm. Gene Ontology annotation, biological process: peptidyl-serine dephosphorylation; G1/S transition of mitotic cell cycle.